AUGAGCCGGCUACCAGACCCUGUUUCUGCGAACGGCAGGAUCGAACACCUCCAAGACUUCACCUCGUUAGACUGGUGUCGAGAACUCCUCUCCGACCCAUCGAUGAUACACAUACGGAAGCGCCAGUCAGCCGACCUAGAUGUCUCGAACACGUUCUUCAACACAACCCUCUUUACGGAUGAGGCGCUACGCGCGUACUUGUCAAUGUACAAGGUCGGCAAGAUCGAUCAGCAAAACAACGAGCCAUCUACAUUAUCAAAGGAGGAAUAUGUGUGGAGUCCCAUAGAUCCAGACAUACCAGAGACGUUACUCCUGGUCAGCCUUGGACGAGAUGUGGACGGUGCAGUGCGGCGGUUACAUGGAGGCAUCACGGCGGCAUUGCUUGACCAAGUGAUGGGUUAUUCGGUACAUUAUUUGAAUAAUAUCGGCAGCGCAACCGCCGACCUGAACAUCAAAUACAAAGCGGCAGUCACUACGCCAUGUGUGUUGCUCUGCAGAUCGAAAGUGGUCAGGCAGAAGGGCAGAUGGAUUGAGACUGUCGGGUGGAUCGAAGACGGCCAUGGGAAGAUCUUUGCAGAGGGUAAGGGCUCAUUUGUCUUGAAGAAAGCGCUGGCCACUGCUGCAAAGAUUUGA
This is a messenger RNA of Didymella exigua CBS 183.55, 633 nucleotides long. RefSeq lists its product as uncharacterized. NCBI's taxonomy places the organism in Eukaryota, Fungi, Ascomycota, Dothideomycetes, Pleosporales, Didymellaceae. The record is from RefSeq and is a predicted model, not a curated record. The transcript has a single exon. Bases 1 to 633 code for a protein of 210 amino acids.